AACCCUGGAAAUCCCAAGUAGGAAGGGCCCCCGCCAGCAUCCCCCAGUCACUUUUUACCCCUCUAAUGUGCUGAUUUUGCCUCUUUUUCCCUCAGAUCCCCAGCCUGGAGCGAAGAAGGCGGGUGCUGAGCCCUUCCUGAAACCACCUGCGGGCCCGAAGCGCCGCGGGACCCCCGGAGCGUCCGCCAGGAAGAGACCCCUGGGCACCCCCAGGCUGAGGCCGAUCCCCCUCAGGAGCAGCCCCCGGAGGAAGGGGAGCAGCCCCGAGCAGGAGCAGAGCCUGAAUUCCUUCAGUCUGUCCCCCAUCGUCGCCACCCCCCGGGGCAAACGUCGCUCCUGGUGCCGCUCCAGCCUCAAGGGCAACAAGCGCCGCAAGUCCCUGCCCCCCGUGCACCAGGACAUCACUGAGCUGAGCAAAUCCAUCAGCCUGGACCUGCCCGAGAGCGAGCGUCUCUUCACGCUCAUCCUCUCCUGUUUCCAGUUUACUGCCCGGAAGCUCGAGCAGGUCCUGAGGCGGAGGAAGGGAUUCAGCCCCAAGGCUUUUGCUGCCAAGGUGCAGGCGGUGUCGGCGGAGCUGGAGCGGUUGGUGCAGAGGCUGGACCAGGACGGGACCCUCCGGGGCUGUGUGGAGGAUCCCGAGGGGAAUUCCCUGGACUCGGCCCUGGAUGAAGCCGUGGCCCAGGUGAAGCAGCACAUGGCCAGGUUCUCCGCCGAGCGCCGGGCCUGGGACCAGCUCCUGCAGCAGCACCAGGACAGUGCCCAGGAAGCCGCCAGACCCUCCAGGCCGACCCCGCCGGGCCCCCCCCCGGCCCUGCCCAGCUCCCAGAGCGCCGUCCUGGGCUCCAAACCCGACUACUCCCACCUGCUCCUGGAGCAGGGCCCCGUGCUGCGCUCCGUGGAGCUCGUGCUGGACGAGCUGUGCCAGGCAGGGGCGCUCCUGACGGCCUUCAGCGAGGAGACCCGGCGCUGCCUGCGGGGCCUCUCGGAGCGCCUCGGCUCCAGGACCUUCCGGCAGCUGGAGAACUCCCCGCUGUGCAGGCUGCUGGCUGCUCCGCCGCCGGACGGCUGAGGGACUGCGGGGGUCCCCGGUAAUAAAGC
Messenger RNA from Neopelma chrysocephalum (saffron-crested tyrant-manakin), 1098 nucleotides. RefSeq names its product kinetochore-associated protein DSN1 homolog. The annotation marks the transcript as partial. Gene Ontology annotation, biological process: mitotic sister chromatid segregation; cell division. Lineage: Eukaryota; Metazoa; Chordata; Aves; Passeriformes; Pipridae. Gene Ontology annotation, cellular component: MIS12/MIND type complex. The record is from RefSeq and is a predicted model, not a curated record. The transcript is spliced from 9 exons.